UUUUGAAAGUAAGGAAUAUUAUGACAAUACCCCAACAGUGCCAUAUUUGCCAGAUCUACUGCUGAUGAGGCCUUUCACUUAAAACCUGGGCUCUUUUGGGCUGGCUGGGAUAAAAGUUGGUCAAGUGUAAUUUCUCGACAAAUUUAUUAUGUUACUACACGUCAAAAUUAGAGUAAGAAUUUCUUAAUGCCAUGUUAUUUAUAUAUAUUUUGCCACCAAAUUGUUAAUUUUUAUUAUUUAUAUAUUUUACUUGAAUUAAUCUAUUCGUCAUUCAGAAGAACUGGGAAACCAAGAAGCUAGUCUUCUUGUAUUCUGUCCCGGACCAGGUCCAGCAACCACAGUGUCAACAGGAAUAUUUAUGAAAAGUCAAAACAGUAGUAUACCAGUUGAGAAAGACAAGACAUUUCAUGUACACUGAAGCCUCUGCUGGUGGUGAGAGGUUUACAAUAGACUUCUUCUUACCUUCAGGCUUGAAAAUCAGCACACAAGAUGUGUUCUAACCAGAAAAAAGUUGGGAUGGCUAUGGUGAGUGAUGGUAAAAGUCGACCACAUCCAAUGAGAUUAAAACUGUCAGGAAAUACACUGGUUCUACAAAAGGAGGAAAUUAUUGAUUCAGCAAAUUUCAACAGUCAAAAAGUUGAACCACCAAAGGAUUCUAGAGAGAGGGUGAUAACGAUACAUCGACAGAAGGUUGGAGGCUUGGGGCUUAGCAUCAAGGGUGGGGCAGAACACAAACUUCCAAUUUUGAUUUCCCGGAUUUUCAAAGAUCAAGCAGGUAUUAGUUUGUAG
This is a messenger RNA of Limulus polyphemus (Atlantic horseshoe crab), 789 nucleotides long. RefSeq names its product gamma-1-syntrophin-like. The coding region runs from base 490 to 789 and encodes 99 amino acids. The transcript has 6 exons. Gene Ontology annotation, cellular component: dystrophin-associated glycoprotein complex; intracellular anatomical structure. Gene Ontology annotation, molecular function: structural molecule activity; protein binding. The record is from RefSeq and is a predicted model, not a curated record. NCBI's taxonomy places the organism in Eukaryota, Metazoa, Arthropoda, Merostomata, Xiphosura, Limulidae.